AGCAAAGCGCAGUAGAAAAAUAGAAACUCUGGGGGAAAUAUCACGAACACAACUUUGUAAACAUUGUGUAACCACACUAUUUCGUUUCAUAGACAUUAUACUAACUCUACCAUAACAUGAGUACUCCUAUAAAUAACAUACAAGGUCAAGGCACAUCAUUGAAUAUUAAACAGCUUAUUGAUAAGUUAACUAUUGAACAAUUACAACCUUUCCCAUUACCUAAAUAUAUUGAUUCAUUACCGAAUGCCAAUAUUCAAGAAUUCAUACAGAACGAAGAAUUAAUUAAAGGAUAUAUUAAAGAUUUAGAGAGUUAUAAACUACAGCAGCAGAAAAUUGUUGAUCGUUCGAGUAAAUUACAGAGCAUACUUAAAGAUGAUAUUUUAGGAGAACUAUUAACUAAGUAUCUCGAAAUAAUUCAGAAGAUAAAAAGUCAAUUAAAAUCCAUACAUCAAAUCUAUCAAGAAUUUUUAAACCUUGAAACUUAUCAAUAUCAAUUAUUAUCUUCGAAUUUCAAUCAAGAUUAUUUGAUCAAGACUAAAUUUGGGAAAUUAAUAGAAAAGAAUAAUAAUGAUUCCAUACAAUUAAUAAAAGAAUAUACAAGUAAAAUUGAUGAAAGCGGUAAACUAGAUGAAACUGAAUUCAAUGAAUUGAUUACAAAUUUCAAAAGGAGUCGUCAAUUGUAUCAUUUACGUCGAGAGAAACUACAUAGAUUCAAUGAAGAGAGGGUUAGCGGGUUUAUAUGAAAAAUAAAUGGCUCGCAUACUUCGAAUAUAUUUCUUUAAUAUACACACCACGGCUUAUCACUAUUCUAUUUCAAGAAUAAGUAUAUAUCAAAAAGUAGCAAAAUAGCAAAAUAUAUCCAUCGAUCCGACUUGUGAGAGGUAUUUUUUCCGUACCUUAUAACCGAGUCAGUAAAUAAACUCCUAGUCCACUAAAGAUCCAGGUAUUAAACUAUAGAGUAUGAUAAAUCUUAAUUAUAUUAGAUUUGUCAGUGUAUAUGACCUAUAUAUUUAAAUGAACCCACAAUAUUAUACAAUGAUGUUAGCUCAUUAGCAUACGACAAGCUCAGCUAGUAAAGUUUCUCUGAUAUAUAUAAUAUAUGAGCAAAGGAGGUCGUUCCUACUUUAUAGUGAAAAU
This is a messenger RNA of Scheffersomyces amazonensis, 1137 nucleotides long. RefSeq names its product ESCRT-I subunit protein. The coding region runs from base 117 to 743 and encodes 208 amino acids. NCBI's taxonomy places the organism in Eukaryota, Fungi, Ascomycota, Pichiomycetes, Serinales, Debaryomycetaceae. The record is from RefSeq and is a predicted model, not a curated record. The transcript has a single exon.